AUGGAUUUGCUUUCAAAGGCGCAAAUGUUUGAUUGCAAGGGUAUUUCUACCCUUGCGAGUUCCAAUGACAAAAUUACUGCUAUGCAAAGUACUAUUUUCUUUGAUUCUACUUUGUACAAAAGCAUUGUUGGUGGAUUGCACAUAUUGCGAUACUUGAAAGCAACAACCAGCUAUGGUCUUUUGUUCUCGAAAUCGUUGGAUACAAACCUGAAUGUAUACAUGGAUGUUGAUUGGGCAAGUGAUUUAGAUGAUCGAAAAUCUACAACUGGCUUUGCCAUUUUUAUGGACAAAAAUCUUAUUUAUUGGAAUUCCAAGAAGCAACAAACCGUUGCCAAGUCUUCCACCGAGGCUGAGUACAGGGCAAUUGGUUUUGCAAUUAUAGAGCUUACUUGGAUAUAA
This is a messenger RNA of Manihot esculenta (cassava), 399 nucleotides long. RefSeq lists its product as uncharacterized. The record is from RefSeq and is a predicted model, not a curated record. The transcript has 2 exons. The coding region runs from base 1 to 399 and encodes 132 amino acids. Lineage: Eukaryota; Viridiplantae; Streptophyta; Magnoliopsida; Malpighiales; Euphorbiaceae.